Molecule: messenger RNA, 294 nt
Organism: Prunus armeniaca (apricot)
Lineage: Eukaryota; Viridiplantae; Streptophyta; Magnoliopsida; Rosales; Rosaceae
Source: the annotation of a GenBank genome assembly
AUGGUUUAUCACCCCAGUGCCUUCCUUGCACAUGAAGAUUGUAUCCUUUUAGACACAAAGACACUAGCAGAUGAUACCUUUGAGUACUUGAUUUGCAUGGCUCUGGAUUACUUCCUGCAAGGGUGGGUGGCCACCUUUGGUUGGAACCUUACUACCCAAACAGAUUUGCUUGCCAGUUUGGUUUUGACCAAGGAGUUCCAACGAACAAACUUCUAUUUAGCAUAUGUGAGAGAUAGAGGUGUGGGAUUGAAAAAUUGGCGAGAGCAUAAACUGUCCUCAUUCGCAAGGAUCUAA